AAUUUUAAUACUUAUGUUUCAGCCAUACAAAAUCUCUAGGAGAGCCAAAGUGGAAACGAUGACCCUAUCAUCCUUAUCUAAAUUUGCCAUAAUGUAGAUUGUCAGUCACGAAUCAUCAUCAAUUCCUAAACAACACGAUUUUAACCCACAACAGACGUCUGACCGGUUGCAUCCGCCCAAUCUAUCCGCCAUGAAUAGCUUCAAUGUUUUGGUCAUCAAGACUUAGUCUGCGUGGCCCGUGACGCAACUGCUGAUUAUUUAUGCAUAGCAAAACGAUCGCCGCAAAACGAGCCCCGAAAAACCAUCGCUAUCAACGAACCGCACACUAGGUACUGGGUCUUUGGUUGUGCAGAAAUCGUGUCAACCUCCGCCGUUGGCGCCCAGUGAUUGUGGGAAAGGUAUACGCGCGAUUACCGACCGGUAAUACGGGUACUAGUUUGUGUUGAUACCUCAAGUGGAGCGGUUGUCUUCGAACGGUUAUCAUCGCGGUCGGGUUAUUUUGAGACGAGAAACGAUGUCAUCUUCGGUGGAAAGCCUGGAAAGAAAGGAUGCAGAGGAUUACGACCCAUUUGCUCAUAGGAAUACUAAAAAACCAAACACAACCAUCGGAAGCUUCAUUCAUCUGGUGAAAGGAUCCUUGGGAACGGGCAUCAUGGCCAUGCCACUGGCGUUCAAAAAUGGUGGUCUGUUAUUCGGUACGAUAGGGUCCAUAGUAAUAUGCAUUAUUUAUGCUCAUUGUGUACAUUUGUUGGUUGGUACAUCACAGAAACUGUGUAAGAAAACUCGUACACCUGUACUAGACUAUGCAGCGACAGCUCACAAAGCAUUUGAUACAGGACCACCAGGAAUCAAACCGUUGGCUAAAUAUGUAUCAGUAUUCAUUGACUGGAUGUUGGUGAUAGACAGCAUCCUAUCCAUCUGCUUGUACAUCGUCUUUAUAGCAGAAUCGAUGCAAGGCGUGAUUUACAAUCUGAACGGAUUAGGUUGGGAUACUCGAAUAUACAUCCUACUACUUCUGAUUCCCAUCGUAGUUAUUAUGCAAGUUCGGGAACUGAAACAGCUUGUCCCAUUUACGGCCGUAGCCAAUAUGCUCAUCAUCGCCUCGGUGGGAGUUUCGUUGUAUUUCAUCUUUAGCGAACCGAUAUCGCUUGCUGACCGGAACAUGUGGCCUCAAUGGACGACUUUUCCCUCAUUUGUCAGCACGGUGCUCUUCGCAAUCGCUGGCAUCAAGACGGUUCUCCCGAUUGAAAACAAAAUGAAACACCCUCAAGAUUUCCUUAGACCUCUCGGAGUGAUGCAAAGUGGUCUUGGUAUUCUCACGGUACUCUACGGGGUAACCGGAUUCUUCGGCUAUGCCCAAUACGGAGAAGCUACCAAAGGAUCGGUUACUUUGAAUCUACCAAAUGACAACGGUUGGGCUGAAACGACGCGACUCCUGUCCGCCAUUGGCAUUCUCGUUUCCCUGGGAUUCACCCUGUACAUCCCCAUGGAGAUUAUCUGGCCCCGGUUGGAAGCGAAGAUCGCCCUGAAGUGGCACAACUUGGCGCAAAUCAGCAUCCGGACCGCGUUGGCCGUCUCGAUGGUAGGGUUUGCCCUGGUUGCACCCAAGGUUGAGUCGUUCAUUGGACUGUUGGGAUCAUUUGGGACAGCUGUGCUCUCGGUGCUGCUGCCGGUUACUGUGGAUGUACUUUACCGAUGGCCGAAUGACUUCGGCUGGUGCCGAUGGAGGUUGGUAAAAGAUGGAGCGUUGAUUUUGUUUGGACUUUUCGUGCUUACUGUGGGGACGUACUUUGGGAUACUGGACAUUGUUGAAAUAUAUCGGUGAUAAUGU
Aedes albopictus (Asian tiger mosquito) is the source of this 1831-nucleotide messenger RNA. Its product is annotated as proton-coupled amino acid transporter-like protein CG1139. The record is from RefSeq and is a predicted model, not a curated record. Gene Ontology annotation, molecular function: L-amino acid transmembrane transporter activity. The coding region runs from base 515 to 1825 and encodes 436 amino acids. The transcript has 7 exons. Gene Ontology annotation, biological process: amino acid transmembrane transport. NCBI's taxonomy places the organism in Eukaryota, Metazoa, Arthropoda, Insecta, Diptera, Culicidae.